Epithele typhae is the source of this 1446-nucleotide messenger RNA. RefSeq lists its product as uncharacterized. Gene Ontology annotation, biological process: snRNA import into nucleus. Gene Ontology annotation, cellular component: nucleus; cytoplasm. Bases 1 to 1446 code for a protein of 481 amino acids. The transcript is spliced from 6 exons. The record is from RefSeq and is a predicted model, not a curated record. Lineage: Eukaryota; Fungi; Basidiomycota; Agaricomycetes; Polyporales; Epitheliaceae.
AUGAGUGCGUUCGGUGAACGGAAGAACGCCUUCAAAACCCCGCCAGCAGUCGUCGCUCGAACAUCAGCAUCACAAGCCGCCCGAAGAGAUCGGGCACUUGAGGCUCAGAAACGAAGACGCGCAGAGCGCAUAGAUUCCGCUCGUUCGCUCGACAUCCUCGCCGAUCUCACCCUCGGUCACUCCGACGACGACGCGGGCGACGACGGCGGCCCGAGUGGCGGGCCCGAGGUCGUGCGCCAGGGCAUCGGCCACUUUGCGUCGAUGCUCCCGCCUGCCGCAGCACCCUCCUCCGACUCGGCGACAGGCAUCACCAAUUUCUGGCCGCGCGCCCCAGUGGCUGCCGCAGCUUCCCCAGCCGCAGAGGAGCUGCAGUCGGACGCGCAGAUGCUCGCAGCGUCGUCGCUGCCCACGACCUUCGAGGGCAAAGCGAGCGAGAAGAAGCGCGCCAAGGGCAAGCGUAAGGGCAAGGCGCGAGCCUCCACCGCGACCGACGCCCCGCAGGCGCAGGGCCAAGCCGCAGCCAAGCCGCGGAAGCCGACGAAGCCGAACAAGUGGGCGGACAAGUGCAUGUACGCGGAGCUGCUCGAGAUGGACGAGUCCCUCGGUGGCAUCGGCGGCGACGGCAUCCCGGACGACAUCGAGACCGCGUUCGUCGCGCUUGCGCCGGUGCCGGUGGGCAAGCGGUGUCUCGCGGUCACGCACCAGGCGUCCGGGGUUGCUGGAGUGGUACCCAACACGACGUUACGAUCGCGCGUGCUCGGGAAGGCGCUGAUGAAGCCCUUCCCGUCCUCGCUACCGCCCCAGACCGUGCUCGACUGCAUCCUCGACGACAACUGGCGCGACAACGGCAUCCUCCACGUCCUCGACGUCGUCUCCUGGAAGGGCCAGGACCUCGCCGACUGCGAGACGCCAUUCAGAUUCUGGUGGCGCGACACCCGCCUCUCCGAAAUCGCAUCGUUCCCACCACCCCAGUCCUCCGCGCUCACCACGGCGAAGCGCUACCAGUUCCCGCACCCGACGACAUUCGCGCCCGUCCCGUACGACACCGACACGACGCUCGCACACCUGCUCGCGGCCGUAAUCCCCGCUGCCCGCGCGGCACGCGGCGCCUUCUUUUCCCGCCCGAUCCCCCCUACCCCGGCGGCGGCGGACGCGAUGGAGAGCGACAUGGUUCUCGACGCGGCGCCCGUGCAGCUGCAACAGGCGCGCGCGGAGGCGCGCUCGGACGGGCUGCUGCUGUACGUCGCGCAGGCGGUGUACGAGCCGGGGACGAGCCCGCUGAGCGUGUGGGUCCCGCUGCGGGCGUACCGGACGCGGGAAGAGCAGGAGGGGAUGUCGGUGGAUGCGACGGCGGCGGACAGUCCGCUGGACGGCUUCGAGCGCUUGGUUCGGCGAAGACUGGCGAAGAAGGAGGGACAAGGUACCCCCGAGGUCGAGAUGGUGUGA